CUUGAGAGAAAAAAACUGAAACCAAAAUAAAAUAAAAGCGAGCUCAGCUUGAACAAAUUUAUAAACUGUAAGCAUUUUGCAUGAUGAAGCUGCAACUUUGCAUUUGGUUGUGCAACUGUCUUGUGUUGCAGCUAAACGGCCAUUGCCUUAGAGCGCCACCACCCACUGUUGACACAGCCCCGUCAGUCAGCGCACACCACAUGUGGCAGCAGCCCGCUGACGCUGACGCUGACGCAAGCGCCUGCCAUCGACCAGCGAUUGAAGCAGCAGCAGCAGCAGCAACAACAGCAACUGACUGCCAUGUGGCGCCACACAAUAAAGGAUACGCAACAACUGCCAGUCCACCCGCUGAGUAUGUGGCCAACUAUGUCUAUCAGUGCGCCACCAAGCGCGCAACAGCUUCAUCUAAGCGCAACAUAAGCAAAUGCAACGUGAAUACGCAGACAACGAAGAAAGUAGCGCAAGUUGUGCAACAAAUAUCAGCAAACAAUUCUUAGCCAUAGUCGUUAGCUAAGCCAGACAUAUAUAUUUAUAUAAUUUAGCAUUCAAAAUAUAUUUUAGCUCGUAUUGAAUGCGCGAGCAACAAACAAGUCAUGCUACAAAUAUUAGCGAAGAAUUCUUAGCCAUAAUAGACGAAUAAGUCAAGCGUUUAUAUUUGUAUAAUUUAUAAU
This is a messenger RNA of Drosophila busckii, 671 nucleotides long. RefSeq lists its product as uncharacterized. The record is from RefSeq and is a predicted model, not a curated record. Lineage: Eukaryota; Metazoa; Arthropoda; Insecta; Diptera; Drosophilidae. The transcript is spliced from 2 exons. Bases 81 to 497 code for a protein of 138 amino acids.